AUGGCUUUUGACUUCCAGCUGGGCUUUACAUUCUUCCAUGCCCUUCUUUCUUUCAUAAUUGGCACUGUCAUGCUGAUAUUUUUCCAGUCGUUCGUGCGCAAGCGGCAACAUCUCGUAGGCAAGGCACCGAAGUCUGUUUUCAUUCCCCGCGGCUACACUUUGGAGGAGCUGAGUGAAUACGACGGGGUCAAGAAGCCAUUUGCGUUUGUCGGCGUGCGGGGUGUCAUUUACAACUGCUCCACGGAUUUUUAUGGUGCCAAUGCACCGUACAACGACUUCGCGGGCCGUGACAGCUCGCGGCACUUGGGCAAAAUGAAGGUAGGACGCGAAGAGGCCAACGCAGACUGGACGACGCUCUCCAUGCCACACACCGUCACGCUGAGCGAUUGGGAGGAACGGCUGCGCAGCAAGUACGUCGCGGUGGGGUGGAUCAUUCCCCCGCCGGACUUCGUCCAGCGGGCGGAAAAGUUUGAGCCUUGA
Trypanosoma grayi is the source of this 480-nucleotide messenger RNA. Its product is annotated as membrane-associated progesterone binding protein 2. The transcript has a single exon. The record is from RefSeq and is a predicted model, not a curated record. NCBI's taxonomy places the organism in Eukaryota, Euglenozoa, Kinetoplastea, Trypanosomatida, Trypanosomatidae. The coding region runs from base 1 to 480 and encodes 159 amino acids. Gene Ontology annotation, cellular component: membrane; endomembrane system.